UGUUUUCAUUGUUUCAUAGAUUCCUUCAUCGGUUAUUUUCUAGGAAAAGAAAAGAGACAGAGAAACCAAACACUGAUGGACGGGAAAGUACAAGGACGAAAUGGCGUUUCUGCUGAAACCCUCAUCCCUCUUAUCACUCCAUACAAGUUGGGCAAGUUCCAGCUCUCUCACAGGGUUGUUCUAGCACCAUUAACCAGGCAGAGAUCUUGGAACAAUGUUCCUCAACCACAUGCUAUCUUAUAUUACUCUCAAAGAACCAGCAAAGGGGGUCUUCUCAUAGCUGAAGCAACGGGAGUUUCCGACACUGCUCAAGGGUAUCCCCAUACACCGGGCAUAUGGACAAAAGAACAAGUCGAAGCAUGGAAACCUAUUGUAGAUGCUGUACAUGCUAAAGGCGGUAUCUUUUUUUGUCAGAUUUGGCAUGUGGGGAGGGUUUCAAACACGGAUUUCCAGCCAAACGGGCAAGCUCCAAUCUCUUGUACAGACAAGCCAUUGACACCCCAAAUCCGAAGCAAUGGCAUUGAUGUUGCCCAGUUCUCAACUCCAAGGCGGCUAACAACAGAUGAAAUCCCACAAGUUGUAAAUGAUUUUAGACUUGCUGCAAGGAAUGCUAUUGAAGCUGGAUUUGAUGGAGUUGAGAUCCAUGGGGCUCAUGGCUACCUACUUGACCAGUUCAUGAAAGACCAGGUCAACGAUCGAACUGAUAAAUAUGGCGGAUCCUUAGAGAACAGAUGCCGGUUUGCUUUGGAAGUAGUUGAAGCUGUCGUUGAUGAGAUAGGGGCAGAUAAAGUUGGAAUAAGGCUUUCUCCAUUUGCUGCUUAUGCAGAAGCAGGAGACUCAAAUCCAAAAGCUCUAGGCCUUUACAUGGCUGAGUCCUUGAAUAAAUACGGGCUUCUCUACUGCCACAUGGUUGAGCCAAGGAUGAAAACAGUUGGAGAAAAAUGCGAAUGCCCCCAUAGUCUUUUGCCCAUGAGAAAAGCUUUUAAUGGUACAUUCCUUGUUGCUGGGGGGUAUGACAGAGAAGACGGGAACAAUGCUCUGGCUGAGAAUCGUGCAGAUCUUGUUGUGUAUGGGCGUUGGUUCUUGGCCAACCCAGAUCUUCCAAAGAGAUUUGCGCUCAAUGCUCCUCUCAACAAGUACAACAGAGAAACCUUCUAUAUACCCGAUCCUGUUCUUGGUUACACCGAUUAUCCAUUUCUUGAAGACAUUGAAUAGAUUCUCAAUGGUGUAGGAUUAGAACUUGAAUCAUUUUUCAGUGAUAAUAAGCAUCCCGAAUGCCAUAGUCGUUAUUUUCUUGUGCCCCUUUCAGAUAGUUUCCAAGUAAUUGUAAGGGUGCCACAAAGAAUAUAGAAUUCAAGGACUAUCCUGCAUGGUUAUGCUUAUGUUGAUAUUUGGUUUCAUGUUCAACCUAACUCUUAUGACAAUGCUUGACUACUGUUAAGCCUAGCGUUGCAUUAUAUCAAGUUUUGGUCA
Vitis riparia (riverbank grape) is the source of this 1473-nucleotide messenger RNA. Its product is annotated as putative 12-oxophytodienoate reductase 11. Gene Ontology annotation, molecular function: oxidoreductase activity; FMN binding. NCBI's taxonomy places the organism in Eukaryota, Viridiplantae, Streptophyta, Magnoliopsida, Vitales, Vitaceae. The record is from RefSeq and is a predicted model, not a curated record. The coding region runs from base 76 to 1215 and encodes 379 amino acids. The transcript has 5 exons.